CCUGGGUGACACAUUAUCCCACUGUAGCAGCUGGGUGCGCAGUGUUUGGCCCAGAGGACCCACCCUGGUACACAGUCACCGCUGAGCAGCGUCGCUGUGCUGCGGAGGACGUUGUUCACAGAGCGGAAGAUGGCGACUGUUUGGAGGCUGCAGAGGAACCUCCGGAGCUGAUACCGGGGGAAGGAGAGGAAAGAUAUACGCUCAGAGCCCACUAAAGACCACGUCUAAAACAACGACAAUAAUGUCCCGCUCCCCUGAUAAUGAGGAUGGAUGCUUUGUUGCCAUGGAUACAGAGGAUGAUGGUGCAGAGCCUGCUGGGGUAACCGAAGAAGAGGCAAACAUGGGGUCCUGCCGACAAGAAGGGAACAUGGACAGUGGUGCCAAAGGAGAUGGGAGAACAAUGGUGGAGUUGCCAGAGGAAGUUCUUGAAUAUAUUCUGUCCUUCCUCUCACCUUACCAGGAACACAAGACUGCUGCGCUUGUAUGCAAGCAGUGGUAUCGCCUCAUUAAAGGUGUUGCUUAUCAGUGCUACCACGGUUUCUUGAGAGCUGUCCAGGAGGGAAAUAUCCAGUGGGAAAGUCGCACAUACCCAUAUCCAGGAACCCCGAUCACUCAGCGCUUCUCACACAGUGCAUGUUAUUAUGACUCGAACCAGUCUAUGUAUGUGUUUGGGGGUUGCACUCAGAGUAGCUGCAAUGCUGCCUUCAAUGAUCUGUGGAGACUUGACCUCAACAGCAAGGAGUGGAUCCGCCCUUUAGCCUCAGGCUCUUAUCCAUCUCCUAAAGCUGGGGCGACUCUAGUGAUGCAUAAAGAUCUGUUAGUGCUGUUUGGGGGGUGGACACGCCCCAGCCCAUAUCCGCUGCACCAACCAGAAAGAUUUUUUGAUGAAAUCCACACCUACUCUCCUUCAAAGAACUGGUGGAACUGUAUAGUUACAACACAUGGACCUCCACCUAUGGCUGGCCACUCUUCCUCUGUGAUUGGAAAUACCAUGGUGGUGUUUGGGGGAUCACUAGGAGCACGACAAAUGAGUAAUGAAGUCUGGGUUCUGGAUCUGGAGCAGUGGUCCUGGUCCAAACCACCCAUAUCUGGUCCAUUACCCCACCCACGAGGAGGCCAAUCACAAAUUGUGAUUGAUGAUCAGACGUUGCUCAUCUUGGGAGGCUGUGGCGGCCCUAAUGCACUCCUUAAAGAUGCCUGGCUACUCCACAUGGAUACACCACCAUGGAGGUGGCAGCAGCUGCAAGUGGAAAACGAGGAGCAUGGGGCCCCGGAGCUGUGGUGUCACCCAGCUUGUAGAGUGGGCCAGUGUGUGGUGGUUUUCUCACAGGCUCCAUCUGGCCGUGCACCGCUCAGCCCAAGUCUUAACUCCCGGCCCUCCCCCAUAAGUGCCACGCCUGCCCCUCUGGGCCCCGAACCGCCUUCUCUGCGCUCUCAUUCUCCUGUUCGGAGUGGGGCCGCCGGUGUUGUCCUGGGAGCUGUUGAAGAGGCUCCGUGUGUAAACGGCCGAUGGGGCACGCUGAGACCUCGGCCUUCAGCGAGAGGAAGUGCCAGAGAAGGGAGUCCAUCCUCAUCCCAACAGCCAUCUCCUUCACAAGGCCCAGAUAGCCCUCCUCUUCCUCCACUUCCCCAGUUAUUAAAUGGAUCCUCUCCUUCUCCAAGGACCAGCCCUGCCCAGGCUGCAUCUCCUUCCUCUCGCUCUCUCCCACCUGCCUCUACAGACUUUGGCUGGGAGUCUCCCCUUUCUGCCACUCAACACCCUGAGGUGCCCAGUACCAACGGCCUGCAUACACCUCCUGCAGCCUCCUCACACACUCCCCCAGGAGCAGUGUCCCCCGCUGCCUUACGACGAGGACUGGAGGCAGUGAAAAACAAAUCUUCCUCAUCUUUAUCGUCUUCAUCGUCAUCGUCUUCCCUUCAGACACAGGGGGCUUCUCCUGGAGGAGGAAGUGGUGGAGGAGCGGGUCCACCUGGAACCCCUCCAUCAUCGUCCUCCAGCCCUCCACAGGCUGCUGGAGCUGAUGGACAUGCUAUCCCACCUAUUGCACGGCGUCUCGGCCAUCACCCACCCCAAAGCCUGAACGUAGGGAAACCUCUGUACCAGUCUCUCAACUGCAAGCCCAUGCAGAUGUACGUGUUGGAUGUGUCCAGGGCCAAGUCUGCUCGGGUGGUGUCCUGGAGAGUUUACGGGAACGGGACUCCAACUGCGGUUACAGGGCCUCCUGAGACCAGCCUUCACACAGUGGUACAGGGCAGGGGAGAGCUCAUCAUUUUUGGAGGCCUCAUGGACAAGAAACAGAAUGUGAAGUACUACCCUAAAACCAACGCCUUGUACUUUGUACGAGCUAAAAGGUAAUACAGCUCCGGGCGGGAUUGGGAAGACAGACGCUCUGCCCUGUGACCACACAAGGGAAUUGACACACAAGGCCUUUUUCCUAUAGAGAGGAUUAUGGGAAAAGAACAUAAUCAUUGUUAGAUGUUCCACUUCAUAAAUUCACUAUUCUCCCUUCUGCCUACUGCAAGCAUUCAAAAUAAAACACUUUAACUACACUUUGAUAAAAACAUUUGGUUGAAUGAGAAUCCUGACCGUGUGUAUGGGUGUGUGUGUGUGUGUUUGUGACUGCAGUGAUUAGACAGGACAUUUCUUUUGUUGUUCCCAAAAAGGUGAUCAACCAAACAAUAACAUUUCUGUUUUUCUGUCGCCCUCCUCUGAACUCUUGAAAGAGAGGAACUCCGGAAGAACGGACGCAGAAACAUGACGACUACCUUGCUUUUUGUAUCACUCUUUAAGCCUGCAAUGUUUACAUUGAAAACAGUGUGUGUGUGUGUGUGUGUGUGUGUGUGUGUGUGUAUAUGUGUGUGUAUAUGUGUGUAUGUGUGUGUGUGUGUGUGUGUGUGUGUGUGUGUGUGUAUGUAUGUGUGUGUGUUAUGUGUGCACGGUGGUGGUUAAAAGUUGUUGACUGUGUGUCGGGCGCCAUGGUGGGUGAGAGAUGUGGCACUGUACUAUAAACAUAGUUAAACAAUAAAGGCCUCCAUGUCAGUCAGUCUUAAA
Cottoperca gobio is the source of this 3052-nucleotide messenger RNA. RefSeq names its product F-box protein 42 (gene fbxo42). Lineage: Eukaryota; Metazoa; Chordata; Actinopteri; Perciformes; Bovichtidae. Gene Ontology annotation, cellular component: SCF ubiquitin ligase complex. Bases 242 to 2356 code for a protein of 704 amino acids. The record is from RefSeq and is a predicted model, not a curated record. Gene Ontology annotation, molecular function: protein binding; ubiquitin-like ligase-substrate adaptor activity. The transcript is spliced from 10 exons.